AUGUUUAGUAGACUUCUUGAAUCGAUGAAGCACAACAGGAUGCACCUGUGCCAAGUACAAUGUCUGGGAGCAAUGGCUCUCCUCUUGGUUGAGGUAAAGGCUACCAUGCUCCCUUUCGAUGGCUGGGGAGAUAAGGAGGCAGAGUCUUUAGGGGGUAUCAGUGGCUCUGAAGGCCAGUGGACUGCGGGUUCUUAUAUGGACGGCUCCAUCAACGAGGCAGCAUUGUCUUCUGAGCCUACAUUGACGAACAGUUUGCCUUCCCUCUUGGCUGGUCCUGCGUAUUCCAGUCUGGACUCAACAAGCCACUUUAUCUCUCCAGAGGAACUUUCGCAAAGCGAUCAACCUAAGGCCAAUGAAGCCGUAGCACCCUCACCUCCGCCGCAGAAGAACAAAGAGGGCCGAAGAGUGCUGUCUUCCUCCACUUUCAUUGCUGCAAUCCUCCUUUCGUUCGCAUGUUUGGGGCUGCUCACAGCCAGCACCCUCGCGGUGCACGGCCUUCCAAGACUGGAAGAGUUAUAUUCCAGCCAAAAGAAGGAGCAGCAGGAGCAGCAGGACCAGCAGGAGCAGACGCAGCAGGACCAGCGGACUCAAAAGCAGCACCAGCAACAACCACCGCAGCAGGAAGACGAGAGAACGGCUGAAGAAAAACUGCUUUGGAAGAGGUUAGAUGAGAUGCAGCAAUUGAGUGCACUGUUGACCGUUCUGACCGAUAUUUUAGGGAUUGUCGAUGAGGAUACGCAUGCUGCCUUUAACGACGUUCGCAAUUGUAUAGAAAAUGCCAAACAAGUGCAGCAGAAGAUCCUGGAGGGUUCGCUGGAAACGUGGGAGUCUCCAGAGAGUGUAAUGAAAAGCGUUGUAGACAGCGGUGCCUCCGCGCUGUCUCGAUUGUGUGAAGCGGCCCGAAGACAAGGGCUGUGGCUUGCGCAUCAAGUGAAGAAUAUUGAACCUCCAUCUAUUCUUUCUUUUAUGGCACUAGAUGCUGUGUCUCGUGUGAAUUCAAAAGCUGCAAAUGCUCUGCACAACUAUCUGGGGAGUCAGGUAUUCUCCUAUAAAUCGUCAAUGAAACAAGCUGCCAAGGCCAAAGCAGAACUGAAGCUGCUCCCGGCAUUGACCAACAUGGGGGGCAGUGAGAUAAUGGCUGCAAUUGCAGCGAAUGCCGAGUUCCUCAAAAUGGCGUUUGAAGUUGCACGAGCAGGGAGACGCUCUACCGUUGAGUUGGCAGAUGCUGCGACACUCUGGUUGGUGUCUCACUCCGUGCGACAGCAGGUAUGCAUGUACAGGGAAUGUCGAGACCUUCUGAAGGAACAAAAAGUCCUGUGUAGAUUAGAAAGACAGCGACAGGAGUCUCUUCCCCAAGGAGACAUAGCAACUCUAGAGACACUCGACUUGAUAGACAAGGAACUGAAGAGAGGAGAACAGUUGUUGAAGGCGCACCGCGAGGAAAUCGAGCAACUACACAAGAAAAAGGAUAUCACUUCUGCGGAAGUUGCUAAAGAGCAGGCCAAAGAAGUGGGAGAGGAGCUGAAGGCGUUGCUGGCAACGGUCGCGUCGCACAUGGGUUCAAUCCCCAGUAUCGCAACGGAUGCAUGUGAGAAUCCAGAGGUGCGGAGGCUAAUGGAAGCAGUGGCCACAAGGGCUAGCAAGGAUGCUGGAGCUGCCGCUAAGAAAACGAAAGAUAUCCUAAGCAUGUUUCAAUCUAGGGCGAUUCCCACACAGUCUUUGAUGGAGAUAGAGCGGAUGGCGGACCAUCAAGAGCCUGUACAGGAUCGACUAACGAACCCCUCAAUCUUACAAGAGCUGGAGAAAUCGCUGGAAGCGGCUAGAGAUAGGGCACGAUUGGCCUACAACGAUGCUCUCGCUGCAUCGGCAAGGACCAAACAAUACACCGGCGGCGAUUUUAACCGUAUGAAGAAAUUAGUGAAUGAUGCACAGAAAGCUGCUAUGGAGGCUGAACGCAUUUUGGGGGAUGCGGAGACUCUGUGGUUUCAGUGGCAGCUUGUGGAGUCUAUGGAACUUGACGUGCAGGUAAGCGCCAGAAUGUCACAGAGAGCAGCAGCAGCAGCAGAGCGGAACCAGCAGCAGCAGGAAGGGGAUUCCGAAGUGUCUUUCGCUAGAAAAAAGCAGUUUGAAUCCCUGCUGAAGCAAGUGAAUGCCCUGACGAGCGCGGUUCGCGCCCAGUCAGACGUGAAGGCCCUAGCAUCCACAGCAGCAGCGCUGAAGGGAGCAGCCAUGCAAUUGGUUGUAAUGGUUCAGGAUGGCCACCACAGCCGAAUCGGAAUGUUUUCUCCGUGA
Messenger RNA from Eimeria acervulina, 2292 nucleotides. RefSeq lists its product as hypothetical. The record is from RefSeq and is a predicted model, not a curated record. Lineage: Eukaryota; Apicomplexa; Conoidasida; Eucoccidiorida; Eimeriidae. The coding region runs from base 1 to 2292 and encodes 763 amino acids. The transcript has a single exon.